GGGGAAGGGGCCGCGCGCGGACACCGGCGCCGCCAUCAUGGCGGCCUGAGGCGCGGCGGGCUCGGCGCCGGGAGCGGCGGGGCGGGAGGCCGGGAGCCGACAGAUUGAAAACUGAGAAUGGCAGGAGAACAGAAACCGUCCUGCAAUCUUCUAGAGCAGUUUAUUUUACUGGCCAAAGGUACAAGUGGCUCAGCUCUGACUGCUCUUAUAAAUCAAGUGCUGGAGGCUCCUGGGGUUUAUGUCUUUGGAGAGCUGUUGAAGUUAACAAACGUGCAGGAGCUUGCUGAAGGGUCCAAUGCUGCUUAUUUCCAGCUGCUGAACCUGUUUGCGUACGGAACAUACCGAGACUAUGUAGCAAACAAAGACAACCUGCCUGAAUUAACAGUGACUCAGAAGAACAAGCUGAAACACUUGACGAUCGUAAGCCUGGCGUCCCGAAUGAAGUGCAUUCCCUAUUCCGUAUUGCUGAAGGACCUGGAUAUGAGGAAUCUGAGGGAGCUGGAAGAUCUGAUUAUUGAAGCGGUUUAUACGGAUAUUAUCCAGGGGAAGUUGGAUCAGCGAAACCAGGUGUUAGAGGUGGAUUUUUGUAUUGGUAGAGAUAUUCAGAAGAAGGACAUCAGUAACAUUGUCAAAACACUCCAGGAAUGGUGCGAUGGUUGUGAGGCAGUUCUUUUAGGAAUUGAGCAGCAAGUACUUAGAGCCAACCAGUACAAAGAGAACCAUCACAGAACUCAGCAGCAGGUAGAGAUGGAGGUCACGAACAUAAAGAAAACAUUAAAAGCUACAGCCUCGUCGUCGGCACAGGAGAUGGAACAGCAGCUGGUAGAGCGAGAGUGCCCUCCACACACAGAACAAAGGCAGCCCACAAAGAAGAUGUCCAAAGUCAAAGGGCUGGUCUCCAGCCGCCACUAGAACACACCAUCUAAAUUGUCAUUCAGUUAGGAAUGACAACAGGAGGAGCAAAAAGGGCCUGCAACUCCUUUUUCAGUGGGUUCUGGGCCAGUCCCUUCCAGGCUGGCAGAUAAAAGCCCUGUUGAAUACAGCUCCCAGUUAGCAGCACCUGGCUAAGUUACACUGUGCUGCCCCUAUGAAGUUUCAGGGUGUCCCUGUUCUGGUCUUCUGAAGAGGGACUUUUAAAGAAAGGGACUAACCAAAAGGGGCAGGAAAAAACCAAAAUAUCUGUGGACAGUUUUGCUCCCUCCCAGCUAGUUUUAUUGCUGCUUAACCUUGAGGAAGCUGCUGUACUAAAUCAGAUCUUGGGAGAGCUUCUAUAGCAAGUGUCUGAAUCCCAGGGUUGAAGUGUGGCUGCCAAAGCCAGGCUGGGAGUGAGGAAGCCAUCAACACAGAUCUUUUCAUUCCCAAAGGGAGUGCAGGAAGGUUUCUAGGCCAGGAACUGCUUUACAUGGUAGUCUUCAGCCUUUCUGCUACCCCUGUCUGUUUUAAACUGGGGUGAAAUUCACACUACCUCGCUCUGUGAAGGUGAGAUCCAGUGCUGGGCUGUUUACUUAACUGUCUGUUUACUGCCCUUACUAGGCCCUUUAAUCUCUCACAGAUUUAAAGCACUGUUCUGCAUCUCUGAGACAUCAAUACAAUAAGGAGGAAGCAGGCUGCUCUUUCUCGACUUCCUUCUUGCAGGUGGUCAGGGGCAUGCUAGAAACUGUUCCUCCUGAAUGUGAUGUGACCUCCCAGAGCUGCCUGUGAGUUGUUUCCCCCAUUGAUACCUUCGGAGGGUAAUGCCUUUGCUCUUCCUUGGAUGCUGGCGACAGUGGUCUGCAUGGGAGAGGAGCCUGUUUGGCAUCAAGGCAGGCUGGUGGCCCAGGACCCACUGGCAGGGGUCGCAGCAGCAUCCCCUUGCUGAAGCAAUGGACUCAACUAGUUUUUCUGAAUUUUGAACACUUUCAGGUUGUAUUUUCUUCCCUUGUUUUUUUGUACAUUGUUGUGAUUCUAAAGCAUUUCAGCCUUUGUUUUGUGGGGUUUUUUUAUUUGUUACAGACUAACUUCAGGUGAUUUGCACCUAGUUUGUCAAGGUGUGGGGUUGUUUUUUUUUUUUAAGGGGGAAGCAUUGGAACAGCAAUUCAUGAAAAAGCACAUUUUAGAAAAAAAAUUAAAAAUGCUGAUUUAA
Molecule: messenger RNA, 2122 nt
Organism: Pseudopipra pipra
Lineage: Eukaryota; Metazoa; Chordata; Aves; Passeriformes; Pipridae
Gene: COPS7B
Product: COP9 signalosome subunit 7B
Exons: 7
Coding region: 118-912 (264 amino acids)
Biological process (GO): COP9 signalosome assembly
Cellular component (GO): COP9 signalosome
Source: RefSeq, a predicted model, not a curated record